AUGGCAGCACCUUCGACUUCGACUUCGAGCGAGGCUUGCAAGUAAGUCACGAGCUAAAACUGGAAAUAGUGAAUGCUGGAGUCUUCUGCAUACUCUUCUCGUCUCUUGUACCGUUGCAAUUCUCGAUUUAUUGCGUUCAUCUGCGGCUAAACACGAGGAGCCGCAUGCAGUAAAAUUUCUGUCCCGUAAUUUAAUCAGUUAAAUCAUCAAAGUUGACAGGUCUUUCUGGUGAUCAAAGCGACCGUUCGGUUUACCAUUUACACCUUUAGUGCGAAGACUGUCACGGGAACAUUAACACCUUCAGGAUAAUUGCUUACCAUAACAGUGGUAGGUCGCGCGCGUCUGGUCGGUUUCGAAGAACGUGAUCGUGACUGUUGUUUUCAUUCAGUGACUGUGCGCGUUGAUAUGCCAACGUUUAAAACAGACUCAACAUUAAAUUUUUGUUAUAAAAGCAAAGAAGCUGCUGAGUAGAAACUAAACCGUCCCAGACUUAUUCCGUUUCAUUCGUGUACUUUCAUUUUGAUGGGGUCUGAUGAUGAAUUUACUUCUGCCUUCUAAUCAGGCACGUAAACAACAGAGAUAAAACAUUUCAUUUUGCUUUUGUGGAGUAAAUUCAUCUUAAAAAGUUAAACUAGUGGACCACUUUCUCCGCGUACUUGUAAAACUAGGCAUUUAAUAUGUCGCGCUACAGUGCGGAAAUCUUCUUGUUGUGGAUUAGAUUUCAGUAUACAUAUUCUUCAUUUCGCGCCAGAAUAAAUUAGUUUGCGCGCAAAGGGCUUCUAAAAAAAGAUCACAAGGUUUGUCCCACGUCGAGUCCACCUUCUAGAGAUACGCCGGCACGGUAGCUGGAAUACAUUGCCGAGGCGAAGAUCUGGCAUUUUUUCCUCCUCGUCUUUUCUUCGCGACGUUUGUUUAUAUUUGUAGUGAGAAUGCCGCGCAUAUCGGUGGAUUUUACUUCAGUCAAGCGGCUUCAGUUCCUGCGGCUUGCUACUCAUCAUAAAGAAGAGUGCCGGAAUCGCUUUGUUCGCCUUUAACAGAUUUGUUGUCGAAUGCAAGGUAAAAGAACGGACUACUGUAAGGUAAGAAUUGAAGUUUAAAUUUGUUUCUCGGCGAAAAAUAGUGCAUACAACUCGUGAAACCCGUGAGUAUUACCUCUGUUUAAUAUACCGGAUGUCAUGCGAUGACCCCUCGCUUUUACGAUGGAUAGGACGGAUACAAACAAUAAUUUCUUUCGCAACGUUUAGUAUCAUUUACUUAAUAUGGAGAUCAUCUGAGGACGAUUUUUCGUUAUAUAUGCUUCAUUUCUUGGCUUAUUCUGGCUACGUGCGAAAAAUUAGAUGACAAUGUUUGUCUGCUAUAAUUAUACUGAUAAUUUCUUGCACCUUGAAACUCAUGAAAGCCAAACUUGUUUAACCCUAGCAAAAACUCUUUUAAUGGAGGAACUCAACCUGAUAGUUGCACUAAAAUCUAAUAAUUGUUACUGCAUUUGCAUGCUCUCUGUAACCUCGUGGGUAGAACAUACCCGUGGUUACAUUAAUAAUAAUCACUGCAUUUGCUCUCUGUAACCUCGUGGGUAGAACAUACCCGAAGGUUACGUUAAUGAUAAUCAUUGCAUUUUCUCUUUGUAACCUCGUGGGUAGAACAUACCUGAUGGUUACAUUUAAAAUAAUAAUCACUGCUUUUGCUCUCUGUAACCUCGUGGGUAGAACAUACCUGAAGGUUACGUUAAUAAUAAUCAUUGCACUUUCUCUUUGUAACCUCGUGGGUAGAACAUACCUGAUGGUUACAUUAAUAAUAUCACUGCAUUUUCUCUCCGUAACCUCGUGGGUAGAAUAUACCUGACCGUUACAUUUAAUAAUAAUCACUGCAUUUGCUCUCUGUAACCUCGUGGGUAGAACAUACCUGAAGGUUACGUUAAUAAUAAUCAUUGCAUUUUCCCUUUGUAACCUCGUGGGUAGAAUAUACCUGACGGUUACAUUUAAUAAUAAUAUUAAUCACUGCAUUUGCUCUCUGUAACCUCGUGGGUAGAACAUACCUGAAGGUUACGUUAAUAAUAAUCAUUGAAUUUUCUCUUUGUAACCUCGUGGGUAGAACAUACCUGAUGGUUACAUUUAAAAUAAUCGCUGCAUUUGCUGUCCGUAACCUCGUGGGUAGAGUAUACCUUAUGGUUACAAUAAUAAUCAUUGCAUUUUCUCUUCGUAAUCUCGUGGGAAAAAAAUUAAUGCCUCUCUCCUGGAAAUUUUGCCCUGUCCUUUGAGCAUAGUGAUCUUUGGGUAGCGAAUUCACGAAAACAGGUAAAACGCUUUUUUUAACAACAGCAUUUAUAUUAUUUGGCUUUUUGAGGGAGGUUAAACAUUAAUGGAAUAUAAUAUAAAAAAAGCUGAUAAAGCGGAAAAAGUUAUCUUUACAAAAUGCGCUUUGACAAUGUCAAGGAGUGAAAUAAGCUGAAGUUUUGUAGUUAGCCCGAAGAAAACCUGUUCCUGCAUGAAAAGCAGUUCUGAUUCCCUUCUCUUAACUAGAAGAGAUGCAUAUCCCCGUGAACCAGUUUUUUAACUAGGAGCGAUUCCCACUCACUUAAGAUACUUUAUUGACACGAGUUCCUAUUUCAAUAUAUGUCUAAUUCAAGCUUAGCCGCGUGAUAGCUCUUCAUUAGCGAAAAGGUCCAAGUGAUAUUUUGAUUGACGUGUUGUUUUGGAUCCUGAGGUUUUUUAACACCUUUUCUCUAGCUUAACUGGCGAAGAUAUUCUAGGAAUUUGCCCUUCAAUUCCAAAUUCUUUGAUGUGCCGCCAGAUGCCGUGCAAAAAUAUCACCUCUUGCGGCUCCUCGUGGCCAAUUUUAAGCCUGUAUUAUUUAAUUUAAUUUUAUUAAACUGCGUGUGUUUUUAUGCUUCUCUUUAGUUCAGUAAUGUUUUGGACUCAUGAUCAUGAAGCCAUUCUAUGCAGAGAAGUCGUCAAUGUAAAUCCCUACAGAACUAAGAAAGGGUCAACACAAAGAACUAGAAUGUGGGAAAAAAUAGCAGACAACUUGAACAAAUUCACUGUGCCGAAAUUCAGGGUUGAUAAGCGAUCAGUCCGGGACCACGUGGGAAUCCUUGUUUACAAGCGUAAGAAGAAACUACUAGCGGAGGAAAAAGCAACUGGGAUAACUCCCGAUGAGCCAACGGAACUAGAAAACCUCUUGGAUAUGAUCAUCGCGUUGGAGGAAAGUGGCGAAGCGGAAUUACAGGAAACACAAGGAACAGCUAGCAAAAAACGUCAAUACGAUCGGGCUAAAGUGAAAGAUGUUAGACUAAAAGCGAUGGAGAAGCUGUCAGAGACGAAGAAAAGAGGUUCAUCACAGGAUGAAAGCGAUGACAAACCGAAGCGUCAACCAAGAAGUGGAGGUGAUGCUAUCGAACAAAGCACAAACAAAGCAUUUCUUCGACUUUCUUAA
Molecule: messenger RNA, 3432 nt
Organism: Porites lobata
Lineage: Eukaryota; Metazoa; Cnidaria; Anthozoa; Scleractinia; Poritidae
Source: the annotation of a GenBank genome assembly